Periophthalmus magnuspinnatus is the source of this 2032-nucleotide messenger RNA. Its product is annotated as haloacid dehalogenase-like hydrolase domain-containing 5. The record is from RefSeq and is a predicted model, not a curated record. Bases 170 to 1486 code for a protein of 438 amino acids. Gene Ontology annotation, cellular component: mitochondrion. The transcript has 8 exons. Lineage: Eukaryota; Metazoa; Chordata; Actinopteri; Gobiiformes; Gobiidae. Gene Ontology annotation, biological process: glycerophospholipid biosynthetic process.
GCUCUCCUCAGACCAUGGCUCCAUGAGCAAAAACAUCUGAAGAAAAGCAGCAGCAGAGCGACCCGCGCCGAGGCUGGACCAGGCCGAGGCUGGAGCGAGGCAGGAGCCGGCGCGACCCCGGGGCUGUACGGGACCUUCUGUUUCAUCCACCCGGUGAACGGCGGAGGACAUGCGGGGACUCCUGCCUUUGUCCCGGGGUCUCUGCGCCCUCAGCCGCGCGGCACGAGCCCGAGCUGUGGGCUUCAGGGGCGGGUUUUACGGAACACAGUCAAUAAACAAGGCACAACCAAGCUUUGGUCUGUUGUUUGACAUAGAUGGUGUUCUUGUCCGAGGAAGAUUGCCAAUACCUGCUGCCAAAAAGGCCUUUUCUAAGCUGGUGAACUCACAAGGACAGUUUGUUGUGCCAGUUGUUUUUGUCACAAACGCUGGAAACUGCCUCCGACAAACAAAAGCAGCCCAGCUCUCACAUAUUCUGGGGGUACAGAUAGCACCAGAUCAGGUUAUAAUGUCACACAGUCCACUGAGAAUGUUCAAAAAGUACCACAACAAGUGUGUGCUGGUGUCAGGACAGGGGCCGGUCCUGGAAAUUGCAAAAAAUUUAGGUUUUAAUAAUGUGAUCAGUAUUGAUAUGCUCCGGGAGUCCUUCCCCUUAUUAGACAUGGUGGACCACAACAGAAGACCCAAACUUCCGUCCAGUCCCGUUGGAAAUCUUCCUAAGGUUGAAGCCGUGGUCCUGUUUGGAGAGCCGAUUCGAUGGGAGACCAACCUGCAGCUCAUCAUUGAUGUUUUGUUGACUGGUGGAAACCUCAGCAGUGUCCACCAGACGCAGAAGACGCCUCACUUGCCUUUGUUGGCCUGUAACAUGGACCUAAUGUGGAUGGCUGAAGCUCAUUCCCCACGGUUUGGCCACGGGACAUUCCUUGUUUGCCUUGAAAAUAUUUAUAAGAAGAUCACAGGCGAAGAGCUGAAGUACGAGGCUCUAAUGGGGAAACCUAGCGAGCUGACCUACCACUUUGCUGAGUACCUCAUCAGGUGUCAGGCCAUGGAGCGAGAGUGGAAGAAUCCCAUCACCUCACUGUAUGCCAUAGGGGAUAACCUCAUGACCGACAUUUACGGUGCCAACCUCUACAACCGCUACCUGGAGGAGAGAUUAGCCAGAACCAACCCAAAAGCCGUCGCGAAGAUCGCCACGGCCGCUGGAUCCACCGCCGCCAUUCCCGAAGUGGACGAGGUAGAAAACAUGUGGGAAAGUGAAUUCGCUCUGCCCUCCGCCACGUCCUGCAAGUCCAUCCUGGUUUGCACCGGCGUCUACAACCCGAAAGCGGAGGUGCCGACCGACGCCCACCAGUGUAUUAAGGAAACGGUUUUUCACGGGCAUCGGGACUUUCGGUUCGACCCUGCGCUUGUCGAGCCCGGGCACAUCGUGAAAGACGUGUUUGAAGCAGUUGAGAUUAUUUUUGAACAAGAGAAGUUUUCACCACAGUAGUUACCGUUGCUAAGGUUACUGAGGUUAGCGUGUUAGCGAUUGGGCGCCACUUUAAGCAAAAAGCGCUGGAGCUACACUGUGUUUUAACUCUAUAAUAAGAGGAGAGACUGAAUGCCACUGCUAACACAAAGACAUGUUUAGAAGACAUUUUAUUUCAGCUGUUACUGUCAGUUUUAUUUCGUUAUAGUUUUUGUGAUGGUGACCUCUCCAAAACUGCCUUAUUUUCCCCGAGUAUUUUUAGAACGAGAUCAUGUUUUAGAUUGUUACAGAUCCUUUAUGACCUUAUAUUUAUUGCAGUGUUAUUACAAAGCACAUUCGCCAUAGUCUUUUACACCUUUACGAUGACUUUUAUGCUAACACGCAGUCAUUUUGUUUACCCAUUCUGUCCUAAAACAUCUAUGCAUGAGUUAAUAUGUGCACUGUAUAUCAGUCGUUAAAUGUGCAAUAUUGUCCUGGUGCUGUCUGCAUUUUGUCUUCUUGUUGUGAGAAUCCAUAACAUCUUAGUUCCACACAGUGCUGAUUAAAUACAGUGCGAUGGAAACUCAA